Molecule: messenger RNA, 1641 nt
Organism: Exophiala oligosperma
Lineage: Eukaryota; Fungi; Ascomycota; Eurotiomycetes; Chaetothyriales; Herpotrichiellaceae
Exons: 7
Coding region: 1-1641 (546 amino acids)
Biological process (GO): transmembrane transport
Molecular function (GO): transmembrane transporter activity
Source: RefSeq, a predicted model, not a curated record
AUGUCUGAAGACCCGAAGAAGAUCAUAUCCGACGAUGUAGAGGCCGGCGAUCGAUUUCAUGGAGAGGCCACGACCAAACAUGAACACGACGACAACCCGAACCUCGACCACCAUGGCCUGGCGCAUCGCGUGCGCAACAGUAUGUCCGUUCAGACCCUCGACAAUGACACGAAGGAGGGUCAGAUCUUUUCGAUGAAUGACGUCGAUCCAGCUCUCGAUGCGAAAAUGAGGCUGGUCAACAAUGCCAUCGAUGAGAUCGGCUGGACAAACAUGCAUCUCAAGUUGUUCUUCUUGAACGGCUUCGGGUAUGCCGCUGACUCUCUGAUCCUACUCCUACAGUCUGUCACGGCAGGGCAAGCGGCGUUGGAGUUCCAGCCGAGUUUUUCAAAGGGACUUACCGUCGCCGCGUACACUGGCAUGCUGGUGGGAGCGUUGUUUUGGGGCCUGAGUGCCGAUGUGAUCGGAAGACGGUUCGCGUUCAAUGUAUCGCUCUUUACUUGUUCGGUCUUCGCCAUUUGCGCGGGUGCAGCUCCGAACUGGAUCGUCCUAGGCUUGUUCACCAGCCUCGCGGCGUUCGGAUCUGGAGGUAAUUUGAUCCUGGACACGACCGUGUUUUUGGAAUUCUUGCCUGGUGACAAGCAGUGGUUGCUUACUCUCAUGGCAUGUUGGUGGGGCCUUGCUCCAGUGGUUGCAGCGGCUUUUGCCUGGCCUUUCUUAUCCAUUGAUCGGUACUAUUGUAAAGAUGCAGCCACUUGCACUUACGAUAACAAUAUGGGAUGGCGAUAUGUCUGGUACUCGAAUGGGGCUUUGGUUUUUGUGCUCAGUAUCCUCCGAGUGACGGUCAUUCGACUCAAGGAAACACCCAAAUAUUUGCUCGCGAAAGGUCAGGACCAAGAGGUUGUGGACACGUUCAAGGCCAUUGCGACAAAGUACAACAGGCCAUGCUCCUUGACCAUUCACGAGCUCGAUGAAUGCGGUCCAAUCAAGUCGACUUAUGGCAAGACGAGGUAUGGGUUUUCGGAGUUCAUGGCACAUCUUCGAGGCUUGUUUGCGACGAAGAAGCUUGGGUUUUCGACCUUUUUGAUCUGGUUGUCUUGGACACUGAUCGGUCUUGCUUAUCCCCUGUUCUAUGUCUUUUUGCCUGAUUUCCUCAAGAGUAGAGGCGCCGACACCGGUGAAAGUAGCCCUUACUAUGUCUGGCGAGAUUAUAUGAUCACGAACGUCGUGGGAAUCUUCGGUCCUGUCGCCGCAGGAUUCAUGUGCAACUGGGAAUAUUUGGGUCGAAGAUAUACCAUGGUCAUCGGAGCGUUGCUGUCCAUGGCCUUCUUCUUUGCCUAUUCGGCGGUACGAACAGCAGCCCAAAACCUGGGAUUUACCUGUGCCAUUUACUUUACCGUCAACAUCUAUUAUGGUACGCUUUACGCGUACACUCCCGAGAGUCUCCCGUCCGCACAUCGUGCGACCGGAAACGGGAUUGCUGUCGGCUGCAACAGAGUCAUGGGCCUUAUCAGUGCAUUCGUCGCAACAUAUGCAAAUACUGCGACCAGUGCUCCCAUUUACAUCUGCGCUGCACUGUAUAUCGCAAUGGUGAUCGUGGCGAUCAUGAUGCCUUUUGAACCCUAUGGUAAACGAUCCAUGUGA